ACCCCCCCCCCCCUCUCUCUCGCCCUACGCAGUCAGGCAGCGAGCGCAGACCUCGACUCCCAGCGCUGUCCGUCUAGGGCACGCCAUGGAGGAGGAGCGGGCCGGGGAGCAGAUGAGGCCACUACUCACAACGGGUCAUGAUGAAGAAGCUGUUGUGGAUACAGGCAAAAUCAGUUCUACUAUCAACACAAACUUUGAGAAAGAAGAAUUAGAAAGUCAUAGAGCUGUAUAUAUUGGUGUUCAUGUGCCCUUUGGAAAACAAGGUCGACGCCGUCAUAGACAUCAUGGUCAUAAACGUCAUAGACGAAGAAAAGAAAAGGAGACUGAUAGAGAAGAUGGGCGGGAAUCUCCUUCUUAUGACACACCAUCCCAGAGAGUGCAAUUUAUCCUUGGUACAGAGGAUGAUGAUGAAGAACACAUUCCACAUGAUCUUUUUACUGAAAUGGAUGAACUUUAUUUUAAAGAAGGGGAAGAAUAUGAAUGGAAAGAAACUGCCAGAUGGCUAAAAUUUGAAGAAGAUGUUGAAGAUGGUGGUGAGCGGUGGAGCAAACCUUAUGUGGCUACUCUGUCUCUUCAUAGUCUGUUUGAAUUGAGAAGUUGCAUUUUAAAUGGAACGGUCAUGUUAGAUAUGAGAGCCAAUUCACUGGAUGAAAUAGCAGAUAUGGUAUUGGAUAACAUGAUAGCUUCUGGCCACCUUGAUGAAUCAAUGAGAGAAAAUGUCAGAGAAGCCCUUCUGAAAAGACAUCAUCAUCAGAAUGAAAAAAAGUUUAGUAAUCGGAUUCCCCUCGUUCGAUCCUUUGCAGAUAUAGGCAAGAAACAUUCUGACCCUCUCUUGCUUGAAAAAAAUGGGGAAGGCCUUACAGCCUCCCGCCAUUCUUUACGAGCAGGUCUCUCUGCCUCAAAUAUUUCCCUGAGAGGAGAGAAUCGUUUGUCCCUUCUUCUCAAUUACCUACUUCCUGGAUCUCCAGCAACCUCAAGGAGUACAACCCCUUUGCCUACCCCACAAAGCACUCCACCUUCCACUCCUAGGUGUGAUUCUAAGGGAGCCACAAAUUUCCAGCCAACCGAGCAUCAGGUGUCUCCUUCUAAUGAUGAUAUUCCUAAAGUAGUAAUUCAUCCACCCGAGGAAGAUUUAGAAGCUCAGGAAGGCAAGAAGAGGACAGAGGAAAAUAGUGACAUAACACCAGGGCUCUUAGCAUCACCACAAUCUGCACCUGGUAAUUUGGAUAUUGGAAAAAAUGGAGAAUUUAAAAUUAGUGGAACAGGAGGGAGUAGAGAAAACAGUACGGUUGACUUCAGCAAGGAUUCUGCCUCCUGGCACUGUAAUUGUGGCACACUUGGUGUGGGACUCAAGAGGCCAGCUGUGGAUAUGAACUUUAUGAGGAAGAUUCCAAUAGGUGCAGAGGCAUCAAAUGUGCUUGUGGGAGAAGUGCAUUUUUUGGAGAGACCAAUUAUUGCUUUUGUGAGGCUGUCUCCAGCUGUUCUUCUCACUGGUCUCACAGAGGUUCCUGUUCCCACACGUUUCCUUUUUCUGUUGCUGGGACCAGAAGGUAAAGCACCUCAGUAUCAUGAAAUUGGUCGAUCAAUAGCAACACUCAUGACUGAUGAUGUUUUCCAUGAUGUUGCUUAUAAAGCCAAAGACAGAAAUGAUCUAUUAUCUGGAAUUGAUGAAUUUUUAGAUCAAGUGACUGUUCUUCCUCCAGGCGAAUGGGAUCCUUCAAUAAGAAUUGAACCACCCAAGAAUGUUCCUUCUCAGGAGAAGAGGAAGAUUCCUAAAUUUCCAAAUGGAGCUGCUUCUCCUGGAGAACCCCUUAAGGAAGAAGGUCAUCAUGCUGGACCUGAACUACAAAGAACUGGAAGGCUUUUUGGUGGUUUGAUACUUGACAUCAAAAGGAAAACAUCUUUUUUCUUGAGUGACUUCAAGGAUGCAUUAAGUCUGCAGUGUCUGGCCUCGAUUCUUUUCCUAUACUGUGCCUGUAUGUCUCCUGUAAUCACUUUUGGAGGGCUCCUUGGAGAAGCUACAGAAGGCAGAAUAAGUGCAAUAGAGUCUUUAUUUGGAGCAUCAUUAACUGGAGUUGCCUAUUCACUUUUUUCUGGGCAACCUUUGACAAUAUUGGGCAGCACUGGACCAGUACUAGUAUUUGAAAAAAUAUUGUUUAAAUUUUGCAAAGAUUAUGGACUUUCUUAUCUUUCUUUACGAACCAGUAUUGGUCUGUGGACAUCAUUUUUAUGCAUCCUGUUAGUAGCAACUGAUGCAAGCAGCCUUGUGUGUUACAUUACUCGAUUUACUGAAGAGGCUUUUGCUGCUCUGAUUUGCAUAAUAUUUAUAUACGAAGCACUGGAAAAGCUCUUUCAUUUGGGAGAAGUAUAUCCUUUCAAUAUGCACAAUGACCUUGAUAAGCUGACAUUGUAUUCAUGUGUAUGUGCUGAACCUCCAAAUCCCAGUAAUGAAACCUUAGAGCUAUGGAUGAAAGCCAAUACAUCUCUGGAUACCAUACCAUGGACCAACCUCACAGUUAAGGAAUGCAAUAAUCUUCAUGGCAUAUUUGUUGGAUCAGCUUGUGAACAUCAUGGUCCAUAUUUCCCAGAUGUUCUUUUUUGGUCUGUUAUAUUAUUCUUUACAACAUUUUUCCUCUCCUCCUUUCUCAAGCAGUUUAAGACCAAACGUUAUUUUCCCACUAAGCCUACACGGAGUGAUCGUGGAUGGCUUAUCAAUCCUCUAGGGAGUAAUCCUUGGUGGACCCUAGUAGUUGCUGCAGUUCCUGCUUUGCUUUGUACCAUCCUUAUUUUUAUGGAUCAACAAAUUACAGCAGUUAUCAUAAACAGAAAAGAGCAUAAACUCAAGAAAGGUUGUGGUUAUCAUCUUGAUCUGCUCAUGGUUGGCAUUAUGUUAGGUAUAUGCUCUAUCAUGGGCUUGCCUUGGUUUGUGGCUGCAACUGUCCUUUCAAUAAGUCAUGUGAACAGUUUAAAAGUGGAAUCUGAGUGCUCAGCUCCAGGAGAACAACCAAAGUUCCUUGGAAUCCGUGAACAAAGAGUGACGGGAUUAAUGAUUUUUGUUCUGAUGGGGCUAUCAGUGUUUAUGACCUCUGUUUUAAAGUUUAUUCCAAUGCCAGUUUUAUAUGGUGUUUUUCUUUAUAUGGGAGCAUCCUCUCUAAAAGGCAUUCAGUUUUUUGAUCGUAUUAAACUGUUCGGUAUGCCUGCCAAACAUCAACCUGAUUUGAUUUAUCUCCGUUACGUGCCAUUAUGGAAAGUACAUGUAUUUACAGUGGUUCAGCUUACAUGUCUUAUUCUUUUGUGGGCAAUUAAAGCAUCAGCUGCUGCUGUUGUUUUUCCUAUGAUGGUUUUAGCUUUAGUUUUUAUUCGCAAACUUAUGGAUUUGUGUUUCACCAAACGGGAGCUCAGUUGGCUUGAUGACCUUAUGCCAGAAAGUAAGAAGAAAAAGGAAGAUGACAAAAAGAAAAAAGCAAAGGAAGAAGCGGAACGAAUGUUUCAGGCAGUGGACAGUGAAACUGUACACCUUCCAUAUGAAAGAAGUGAAGUAUUACAAAUUCCUGUGAAAGCUCUAAAAUACAGCAUUGACCCCUCUGUGGUAAACAUAUCAGAUGAAAUGGCCAAAACUGCACAGUGGAAGGCUCUUUCCAUGAACACAGAGAAUGCCAAAGUAACAAGAUCUAACUUGAGCCCUGAAAAUGAGUCAUGUGUGAAAAUAGACAUUGAAAAAACAUCUGAACUAAAGUAUGUAGAUGCUGAAACCUCAUUAUAGAGGUAAAACACUGAUAUUAUUUUAUAGGAUAUAUUGAAAGAGGGUGACUUUACAGCUUCUUUUAAGUACUAGGUACUUCUGUGAACAACAGUGGGAUUUUCCAGCAAGAAAUGUCUAUCACUGUGGAAAUAUUUAUUUUAAUGGAAUGUUUGUUUCAAUUUUUAAAUAGGAAAAGUAAUUUCUUUUUUAGUUAUCAGUAAGUCAAAGAUCAUUUUUAACUAUAAAUUAUUGGUUUGCAUUGUAUGUGAUAUUUUUAUAUAAUUUUAAAUACAAAUGUCCUGUUAUCAGGCAUUUGGGUUGGGUUUUUGCAAAUAUUAUGCCAGUUUAUAAGAACAAAUCAUACAUAUGCAAUUUAGUGAAUUGCAGUAUUUCAGCCUUUAUUUCAUAUUAUUUUAUGGAUUGCAUUUGUAUAUGAAUUAUUUUCUGUUGUACUGUUAAACACCAUUGUAUUGCAUUUAAAAAAAAAAAAGUCUUAUAUGUCAACUUGUCAGAUUUAUUUUUUAAUUCACAAACCACAAGAGCAGAUUAUACUGAAAGAAUAAAGCAGUUUUUUUAAAUAUAGAAGUCUAGAUUGGCAUUUAUUUAGACUGCCUUUCAAAAACAUGAUUAUGGUUUUCUUUUUGUAAAUUAAGUUUUAAUUUUCUCUAGGGCAUCCUAGAAAUAUAUUCCAGAGAGCUGGGAGAGUUUGAUGAUUGGUAACUGUAGGAGAGGGAAGAAAUUUAUAUCAAAUAAAUGUAAAUUUUCUAGUAGUAAUGUAUCAGAACAUCUGGAUUUACAUUAAGAAUUGAUUUCUUUUACAUAAACUUUAUUGCUACUUGACAUUGAAAAUAAAUUUAUGUAAGUUCUUGAAUCCAUCAUUUUAACAUUCAGUUCAAGGAAAUAAAACCAGAAUUGCUUUAAAAUUAUGGUAAAUUUUAAAAAAUGUUUUCCAAAGCAUAUUUGUCUUAGAUCAAUAAAACCAUUUAUAUAAAAUGCUGGGUGCAGCUGAGUUUUAUCUGUUUAAUGUUUAAGCCCUGUGUUUUUGUUCUCUCAUUAUAGAUUUCAGCACACCAUAUAUGAAAUGUGUAAGGUUUGAUUGUGCUUAAAUAGUUUACCAAUUUUAUAAUAAGACAUAUAAUAAGAUUCUCUAAAAUGUUAAGUUUUUUAGAUCAGUACUGAAGAGAAACAUUUUAAUGUAAACAUCUGUUUUAAUAUGGCUAUGUGAAAACUGUAACAGAAAAUACACAUAACUUAAUUUCAAACUCAAAAGAUUCUCUGGUUUACAGUGCACCAAAUAUUUUUUUUAAAAAAUCUUACAAUGUAGAAAAGGCAUUGCAAUGUGUAAGCAUCCCAAUAUUGUUGAACUUAAUUUUUUUGGAAGCAAGUAAAGGAUGCAAGAUUUGUAGUUUCAUUUGACAAUGUCUAGAAUUCUGGUAAAAGCAAAUUCUUGAAUAUAGUUAAAUCAAUUUGUGGAUUUUAUUAAAUUUCAAAUAAAAUUAAUAGUUGUCAAAAAGGGCCCAAUCAUUUUAAAAAAUGCUCAAGUGUAAAGUGGAGCAAAGAAAGAAAAAAAUGAAAUUUGUACCCAAGUAUGUUAAAAUGAAAAUCUGAUGCCUAAAAAUGAUCAAAUUAAUAUUAAUAUAUUUGGUUUUGAUAUGACAUAUUGAAACAGGAUAAUAUUUUCAUUCCUGAGUGCUUGCACAAUUUGUGCCUUAGGUUUUUUUAAAAAUACGCACUUUUCUUUAUUUAAAAAUCAUAUUUGUUUGUAUCUCAUAAAUAUUUCUGUAUCUUUGAAAUUACAUUUCAAAUUUGUUAUUUAGUGUAGGCAAGUGAAUCAUGUUCAUUAGAAUUGACAGCUUCCAAAUUAAUUAUGCUUGUCUUUUGUUAUUAUAAAUAUUUGUGUUCAGAGCCAUGUGUAGAAAUUUACAAAGACUUAACUAGAUUGUUUGACUUUUAAUCCUUUAUUUUCAAAUGCCUGACAUUCAAUAAUGCUGUUCAAUGCCAAAGGGUUAAUAAGUUAAUUUAAAUAAAUAUCUGAAAAUUAUUGAAACUCAUUAUUUAUUUGCUAAUUAUGUAAAAUAAUUCCUAAUGACAGAGAUAACAUGACUUGCAGUGUAGUUUACAUUAUUUGCUUAAAUACUGCUUAUUAAUUCAUUAUUACACAUUUUAUUUUUUUUAUAGCAGAUGUCCAAAUAUGAUGUUUAAAACUCCAGGGCUAAUUUAUAAUGUUCUGUUUAUUGUAUGUUGUAAAAAUACUAUUUUUUUCCAUAAAUAAAAUUAUAGUAGUAAAGCCAAACCAUAAAAGACGUACCUUAUUGUAUGUAUAAAUAUUGCCCUAAAAGCUAUAAAUGAGUAACAUUACAGAUUAAUAAUUCACCCGAGAGUGAAAUCUAAUUAUAGCCAGUAUAUUCCCACUAUGAGAAUACUAGUUCCAUUAAGUGACUGUUUUCUAGAUACAGACAGAUUUAGUGGCAAUAACUGCAAAGCAAUUUGAGAAAAUGUACUUUUUCUGUUCUUUAAAGCAACACAUUUUCAGUCCAGAAUAUCUGAAUUUUAAUUAAUUAAAACAUUUUGUUUAAAGUUGUUUAAUGUCAUAAACAGAACACAGAUACUUUUUUUCAUGAUUCUGUGGGAACUAAUGAACCCAUAUACACUUAUAUACAUAUAUACAUGCAUAAUUUCCAUAUUUCACAUUAACUAUACUAAAAACAAAUUAUUCAGUUUUUCAAGGCAAUCAAUAAACUAUGUAAGAUGGUGUUCAAAGCAUGUACAUUACUUAGCAUUCAAUAUGAUAUUUUUCCUCUUUUACUUUAAUUAAAUUUAUUUCUGUGUAUGGUAGUCUUAUAAACAAUGUUGUUUGGUAAAAAUUCCAACUAUAAUUGUAAUGUUAAAUAACUGUGGUGCAUCACAAAUAUUCAUGGGUCUUCAUUGCUUAAAAGAGUUUGUUAAUGAAUUGUGUUAUGUCCCCAACAUAGUGCAUGUUGGCCAUUAGUAAAACGUAUUGAAUGUUAUUUUCUUUUGAUAUAUUUUUGUGAGUAAUGUAAUGGUUGUUAGAAUGAUUAAUAUAGAUCCCAUGUAUUACUUAGCACAAUUAUUAUGAAGAACCAUUUAAUUUCAUGAAUGAAUAGGUGUGUAAUAUCCAUAGAUACUUGUAUUAAUACAAAAUGUUGUCCUGUGAUUUUACUAUUUUGAAUUUUUAAAUUACUUUUUAGAAAAUUUAUCAAGAACAGGAAAAUGGUUAUCAUUGGUGUGAAAUUUUUAAAAAAAUCAUAUUUAGCAUAUAUUGUCACUGUUUUGCAAUCUUAGAAUAACUUAUUUAAAGGAUAGGUUUUUAUAAAUGCAGUUUAUUGGCUAGCAGAUACAUCCUUUCAAAACUUCCCUUUUGUCACUGAUACUUUGUUUUGCAAGUGUCUUCCAAAUGUUCAGAGUUGCUUCCUGAACAAAACUAUCUACUUUGAUUUGAGGUGUAAUUCCACAGUAUAUUCCAAUUUAUAUAAUGGUUUUCUAAUCAUACAUCAUUUUCUUACAGAAUUAUAUCCAAAGUUACACUGUGUGAAUUUAGAGAUAAUAUUUUAUUCUUUUAUAUAAUGCCAACAAAAUUCUACAGUAU
Thamnophis sirtalis is the source of this 7349-nucleotide messenger RNA. RefSeq names its product solute carrier family 4 member 7 (gene SLC4A7). Gene Ontology annotation, biological process: regulation of intracellular pH; monoatomic anion transport; bicarbonate transport. NCBI's taxonomy places the organism in Eukaryota, Metazoa, Chordata, Lepidosauria, Squamata, Natricidae. The record is from RefSeq and is a predicted model, not a curated record. Gene Ontology annotation, cellular component: plasma membrane; apical plasma membrane; basolateral plasma membrane. Gene Ontology annotation, molecular function: sodium:bicarbonate symporter activity; solute:inorganic anion antiporter activity; monoatomic anion transmembrane transporter activity.